AUGACUGACAACUUAGACAGGCUCCUUUUAGAUCGUCAAUAUUUGGCGAAAAGUUUAACUUUUUAAAAAUCCAUCAUCAUCGGCUUUUAGAGGCCGUUUUUUCAAUAAAACUUUACUAAAAAGAGUAAAUCAUGCCUCCAAAAUUCGAUCCCAAUGAAGUUAAAUUUGUUUAUUUGAGAUGUGUAGGAGGAGAAGUAGGUGCCACUUCAUCCCUGGCUCCUAAAAUUGGUCCACUAGGUUUGUCACCUAAAAAAGUAGGAGAUGACAUCGCCAAAGGCACAGCCGACUGGAAAGGUCUUAAAAUCACUGUUCAGCUGAAAAUCCAGAACAGACAGGCCACUAUUUCAGUUGUACCUUCUGCAGCCUCCCUUAUUAUUAAAGCUUUGAAGGAGCCUCCAAGGGACAGAAAGAAGCAAAAAAACAUUAAGCACAGUGGAAAUAUUUCUUUUGAUGAUGUUAUUGCCAUUGCAAGGCAAAUGAGACCCAGGUCCAUGGCUAAAAGCUUGUCUGGAACUGUCAAAGAAGUGUUAGGCACUGCCCAAAGUGUAGGUUGCACAAUUGACGGUAAAGCUCCCCAUGACGUCAUUGAUGAAGUUAAUGAUGGUAGUGUUGAAGUACCAGAAGAAUAAACCUACUUUUUAAUAAAUGACUAUUUUUAAGUUUAUAA
This is a messenger RNA of Anthonomus grandis grandis, 667 nucleotides long. RefSeq names its product 60S ribosomal protein L12 (gene RpL12). Gene Ontology annotation, cellular component: cytosolic large ribosomal subunit; ribosome. The record is from RefSeq and is a predicted model, not a curated record. Bases 132 to 629 code for a protein of 165 amino acids. Lineage: Eukaryota; Metazoa; Arthropoda; Insecta; Coleoptera; Curculionidae. Gene Ontology annotation, molecular function: large ribosomal subunit rRNA binding; structural constituent of ribosome. The transcript is spliced from 5 exons. Gene Ontology annotation, biological process: translation.